Cricetulus griseus (Chinese hamster) is the source of this 1005-nucleotide messenger RNA. The record is from RefSeq and is a predicted model, not a curated record. Lineage: Eukaryota; Metazoa; Chordata; Mammalia; Rodentia; Cricetidae.
AUGCCGGUGCCACCGCCGCCACCACCUCCUCCUCUGCCGCCACCUCCUCCACCUGUGGGGGCUCCUCCCCCUCCACCCCCACCAGGGCCCCCGAUUAGUACAGAUGCACCCAGCUUAAGGAAGACAGAUCUGAAAGGUCGGAGUGCACUGUUGGCUGAUAUCCAGCAAGGAACACGCCUGCGAAAAGUCACCCAGAUCAAUGAUCGCAGUGCCCCACAAAUUGAGGGUUCAAAGGGAACCAACAAAGAUGGAGGAAGUGCUGGCAGCAAUGCUCGAGGAGGAAACACACCCCCUGCUCUAGGAGAUCUCUUUGCUGGUGGUUUUCCUGUGUUAAGACCAGCAGGCCAGAGGGAUGUGGCAGGUGGCAAGACCGGGCAGGGCCCUGGCUCCCGAGCGCCUUCUCCCCGGCUCCCCACCAAAGCCGUCAGCGGCCCCCUUCCUGCCCCUGCAUCUCCCAGGCUGGGCAAUGCCUCGGAGGCGCACAGCUCUCCCAGGCCCAUCCCUCCUCGCCCGUCCCCUUUCCCCCCGCCCCCCCUGCCAGGAGAAAACAGCAGCGGCAAUGAGGCUCCUCCUCCGCUGCCCCCCAAGUCCCCAAGCUUCCAGACGCAGAAGGCCUUGCCCACUCCUCCGGGUGCUCCCGGCCCUCAGGCCGUUCUACAGAAGAAGCGACGAGGCCCAGGAACCAGUGGGGGGAAGCUAAACCCACCUCCAGCGCCACCUGCAAGAUCGCCCACCACAGAGCUUUCCAGCAAAAGCCAGCAGCCUGGAGGCCAGCUGCGGAAUGGAGGCCAGCACGUGAUGGAUGACUUCGAGUCUAAAUUCACGUUCCACUCCAUGGAAGACUUUCCCCCUCCAGAUGAAUUCAAACCAUGUCAGAAGAUAUACCCCAGCAAGGUCCCCAGAAGCCACACACCUGGUUCCUGGCUCCAAGCUGAAGCAGCUGGGCAGAGCUCGGAUGACAUCAAAAGCAGAAAUUCUCAGUUAUCUCUGAAGGCACUCCGGUGA